Molecule: messenger RNA, 261 nt
Organism: Prunus armeniaca (apricot)
Lineage: Eukaryota; Viridiplantae; Streptophyta; Magnoliopsida; Rosales; Rosaceae
Source: the annotation of a GenBank genome assembly
AUGUUGGGGUUGUUCUUGAUGACCUUCAUUUGGUCAGUGGGAAGAUAUGGUAGAGUUGCAUCAAAAUGGCCCUCAAAUACUUCUAUGCUUCUCAUGUAUAAGACUAGGCUGGUCUUGCACUUUAGGGACGCCAAAAAGAAUGUUGUACAUGCAGCUGCUGCAGCUCUAGAUUUGAUAAAGAAUGAACAAGUGCAAGCCAUCAUCGGGCCAGUGACAUCGAUGGAGACGACCUUUGUUAUUAAUCUUGGAGACCAAGCUUAA